CACACACACACACCACACACAGAGACACACACACACAGAGAGACACAUACAGAGAGACACACAGCCAUAAGAGUUGUAUUAAGUAAUUUAUUAAGUAAUCAUGAAUUAAAGUGUAUUUCUAAAUCUAUAAUUUCGUACUAACACUUCCUGUGUUUGCUGAGUUAGUGAUGUCAUAGAUGUGCUGGCUGCUGAUUGGUCCACAGACAGCAGGUGAGCGGGACGACAGGUGAUCAAUGAAACCUUCAUUCAUAAUUCAGAAGCUGCAGCGCGACGAGAGCAGAAACUCAGAUGUUCAUCAUGGAUCUGGAAAGCCUCGAAAGAUUAAAUGAAAUCCGUCCAUCCGUCGACAGAGUCGCCAUGAAGCUCCGGUCUCUGCAGAGACUCUGUCACAUGGACGCGGUGUGUUUUCGACACAUCACGGCGGCUCUCCCCUUGCUGCAACAGGAAGUUGGAUUGAACAGACAGGAUGUGACCGAAACACUGAAAAGGAUAUUCCACAGCGUGUCACAGGAAGUGGCGGGUCAUGUGACUUUAGAGGCUCCAGAGGAAACGUGCAAUCUGAUGUUCACGCUCAACGACCGGUCUCAGGCUGGUUUUAUAUCUGCUGCUUCUCUUCAAACUUCUCUUAUCGCUCUUUCAGCCGAAACUCUCCAGGUUAAAUACGCAGCUCUGGUGAGUGUAGCGGAAAGCAGUUCGGGGUCAGUCAGCCAGUCUGGACUCAGAUCUUUGCUACAGGAUCUCAGUCAGGUUCCUGCGGCGGUGCAGGAGGAAGCAGUGUUUGGUGGCGUGGAGGCGGCCAUGAGGUCGUGUUUUGACGGGGUGUUGACCCCGAUGGCGAGCAGAGAACAUGUGUUGUCAUGGCUGCAGGGCGAGCCAUGCCUGUUGCUAUGGUUACCCACUCUGUCGGUGGGUCAAAACGUCCGUCACGACGUCCGCUGCCACACCUGCAGGACACGCCCCGUCAUCGGACUCAGGUAUCGCUGCAGGAAGUGUGUGAACGUCCACCUGUGUCGGAGCUGCUUCCUGUCGCACAGAGAGACGAGGAAACACAAGAGUCACCACCCGCUGCUCGAGUUCUGCACACAGCCCACCUGGAGGGAGUCUCUUUCCUCGUUAGCGCACAGUGCUCGUCACAUGCUGUUGCCACGGCGACACACUCAGCGUGAGGCCGAGAGCCGGGGCCUGGUGUGGGCGGAACCUCAGAACAGUGCUCCGCCCCACUCUGAUGCCUCCACACAUUUGGCUGCCUCUGUUUCCCAUAAUGCAUCAGUGCAAUCUCUGAGCUGCUCGUCCAAAACUCUGCAGACUGACAAGGAGACGCCGACUCAGCAGGUGACUCAUAAUAAUAAUAAUAAUAUGAAAUAAUAAUAAGAAGAAUAAUAAUAACAUGAAUAAAAUCUUGUGUUGUUCAGCUGAAGGUGUCCGUUCUGUUGACUCAAGUCAGAAACCUGCAGAGAGACAAAUGGUUGAUGGAGCAGCAGCUGCAGGCGUGGAGGCUCACCGUCCAAUCAGAUCAGGGCGUCCUGGAGGACAGGUGCUCAGAGAUGGAGGUCACAAUGGA
Molecule: messenger RNA, 1561 nt
Organism: Cottoperca gobio
Lineage: Eukaryota; Metazoa; Chordata; Actinopteri; Perciformes; Bovichtidae
Gene: dytn
Product: dystrotelin
Exons: 12
Coding region: 289-1365 (358 amino acids)
Biological process (GO): synaptic signaling
Cellular component (GO): plasma membrane
Molecular function (GO): zinc ion binding
Source: RefSeq, a predicted model, not a curated record